Bufo bufo (common toad) is the source of this 4296-nucleotide messenger RNA. It is a transcript of the gene USP15, whose product is annotated as ubiquitin specific peptidase 15. Lineage: Eukaryota; Metazoa; Chordata; Amphibia; Anura; Bufonidae. The coding region runs from base 21 to 2891 and encodes 956 amino acids. Gene Ontology annotation, molecular function: cysteine-type deubiquitinase activity. Gene Ontology annotation, biological process: protein deubiquitination. The transcript is spliced from 21 exons. The record is from RefSeq and is a predicted model, not a curated record.
GCAGCUGUCAGUGCAGGAAGAUGGCGGAGGGCGGAGUGGUUGAUCUGGAGACUCAGAGAUCUGAAGUGUCAGCGCUGCUGAAAACCCCUCUCCGGAGAGGAGACACCUGGUACUUGAUUGAUAGUCGUUGGUUCAAGCAGUGGAAGAAAUAUGUGGGCUUUGACAGCUGGGACAAGUACCAGAUGGGAGAUCAGAAUGUGUAUCCAGGUCCCAUUGAUAAUUCUGGACUCCUUAAAGUCUCGUUCACAGACACUGAUACACAGUCUCUCAAGGAGCAUCUUAUUGAUGAGCUUGAUUACAUUCUGUUGCCUAUUGAAGGCUGGAACAAGCUUGUUAGCUGGUACACAGUUAUGGAGAAUCAGGAACCCAUAGCUCGCAAGGUUGUUGAACAGGGUAUGUUUGUAAAGCACUGCAAAGUCGAAGUUUACCUAACCGAAUUAAAGCUAUGCGAGAAUGGCAAUAUGAACAAUGUGGUAACAAGAAGAUUUAGUAAAGCUGACACAAUAGACAUGAUUGAGAAGGAGAUGAGAAAAAUCUUCAGUAUUCCAGAUGAAAAAGAGACCAGACUGUGGAACAAAUAUAUGAGCAAUACAUUUGAACCUCUAAAUAAACCUGAAAGCACUAUACAGGAUGCUGGCUUAUACCAAGGACAGAUGCUGGUAAUAGAACAAAGAAACCAAGAUGGUCAGUGGCCAAGAGGUUCAUUGCCGAAUGUGAAAAAUUCCAACUAUUGCCUACCUUCAUAUGCUGCCUACAAGAACUAUGAAUACUCUGAGCCAGGAAGGAACAAUGAGCAGCCAGGACUCUGUGGCCUAAGUAACCUGGGGAACACUUGUUUUAUGAAUUCUGCAAUUCAGUGUUUGAGCAAUACUCCACCACUAACUGAGUACUUCCUUAAUGAUAAGUAUCAAGAUGAGUUGAACCUGGACAACCCUUUAGGCAUGAGAGGAGAAAUUGCCAAGUCUUACGCAGAGCUCAUCAAGCAAAUGUGGUCAGGGAAAUACAGCUACGUAACUCCCAGAGCAUUUAAGACUCAGGUAGGCCGUUUUGCACCUCAGUUUUCUGGUUAUCAACAGCAGGAUUGCCAAGAACUACUCGCUUUCUUAUUAGAUGGCUUGCAUGAAGAUUUAAAUCGAAUUAGAAAGAAGCCUUAUAUCCAACUCAAGGAUGCGGACGGGAGGCCAGACAAGGUAGUUGCUGAAGAGGCCUGGGAGAACCAUAUUAAAAGAAAUGACUCCGUUAUUGUUGAUAUUUUUCAUGGUUUAUUUAAAUCCACCUUAGUUUGUCCCGAAUGUGCUAAAAUUUCUGUGACAUUUGAUCCUUUUUGUUACCUAACCCUCCCACUACCAAUGAAAAAAGAACGCACACUGGAAGUAUAUCUUGUUAGAAUGGACCCCCUUGCCAAACCUAUGCAGUACAAAGUCAUCGUUCCAAAGAUUGGAAACAUUAUGGACCUUUGCACAGCCCUCUCUUCACUGUCUGACAUUCCACCAGAGAAGAUGGUGGUGACAGAUAUUUACAACCAUAGGUUUCACCGAAUAUUUGCUAUGGAUGAAAACUUGAGUAGUAUUAUGGAACGUGAUGAUAUUUAUGUAUUUGAAACGUCCAUCAACAGGGCAGAAGAUACGGAGCAAGUCAUAAUUCCUAUUUAUUUACGAGAGAAGUUCCGCCAUACCAGUUACAGCCAUCACCAUGGGUCAACAUUGUUUGGCCAACCUUUUCUUUUAACUGUGCCUAGAAACAUCACUGAAGAUAAGCUGUAUACUCUGCUUUUAGCGAGAAUGUGCCGAUAUGUAAAAUUCACAAAUGACAGCGAAGAAAAUGAUGGUCCUUUACACUGUAAUAAAGAACAUACUGUAAAUGGGAAUGGUCCAAAUGGUAUCCAUGAAGAGGGUUCCCCAAGUGAAAUGGAAACUGAUGAACCUGAUGAUGAGUCUAGCCAGGAUCAGGAGCUUCCUUCAGAGAAUGAGAACAGUCAGUCAGAAGACUCUGUUGGAGGUGAUAACGACUCAGAAAAUGGACUGUGCGAAGAAACCUGCAAAGGACAAUCAGUCACAGGACAGAAAAAACGCUUGUUUACAUUCCAGUUUACUAACUUAGGCAAUGCGGACAUCAGUUACAUCAAAGAUGAUACUCGAUACAUCAGAUUUGAUGACAGACAACUCAGGCUCGAUGAAAGUUCCUACCUUGCCUUGGACUGGGAUCUAAAAUUGAAGAAAAAAUACUUUGAUGAAAAUGCAGCAGAGGACUUUGAAAAGCACGAAAGUGUAGAUUUCAUCCCCCAAAAAAAGUCUUUUAUGAAAUUAAAAGAUUGCAUUGAACUUUUUACCACAAAGGAAAAGCUAGGUGCCGAGGAUCCGUGGUAUUGCCCAAACUGCAAAGAACAUCAGCAAGCAACCAAAAAAUUAGAUCUCUGGUCUUUACCUCCGGUUCUUGUGGUGCACUUGAAACGCUUUUCAUAUAGUAGAUACAUGAGGGAUAAACUGGAUACAUUAGUUGAUUUUCCUGUAAGUGAUUUGGACAUGUCAAAAUUCCUCAUUAAUCCAAAUGCUGGCCCUUGUUGCUACAAUUUAAUAGCUGUAUCAAAUCACUAUGGAGGAAUGGGAGGUGGCCAUUACACAGCCUUUGCAAAAAAUAAAGAUGAUGGGAAAUGGUAUUACUUUGAUGAUAGUAGUGUUUCCACUGCAUCUGAAGAUCAGAUAGUGUCCAAAGCAGCAUAUGUUCUGUUUUAUCAACGGCAAGAUACCAUUAGCGGAACUGGCUUCUUCCCUCUGGACAGAGAAGUCAGGAAAGGUGCUUCAACUGCCACUGGUGCCCCACUGGAGAGUGACGAGGAGACGAAUGAGAAUGAAAACGACCUCGAGAAUGAAAACUGUAUGCAUACCAACUAAAUAAAAGGGGCCUGUGAUAAACAUCCAUAGGAAUGGCAACCACCUUUUAAUAAGACAAAGUAGCUGCCAUUUUUUUUUUUUCUUUACUGAAAUAAAGAAGGUGAAUCUCAGCUGGCAGAAUGUAACAUUUUUGUGUGUUUUUAUUAUUAUUAUUUUUAUUAUUACCUUUUAUUUCAGUAUUCCACGACAGGACAAUGCAGUGAGAUCUGUGUCUGAACAAUCUCUGCUCCAUGUAGACUUGUUUCUGCAAGCCAUUCAUAGCAAAGGAGAUAAAAAAUUGUCAUUUUUGCUGCUUUUGCUAGUUUAUGCUGUUACAUGACAUCUCUUAAAUCCUCAAAGGCUCACAGUGCUGGGUAUUCGGUGUAGGCAUGUGAUCUGCUGAGCCCUUGAGGGUAGAAAGAGCGAUAGAUACUGUGUUAUCAGUUUCUCUAGGUUUUUAUUUCUAGAUAUUUUUUUCUUUAGUUUCAUUUCCAAGGCAGAACUAGAGCCUUUUUGGUGUGUUUUGUUCUGAUUGAUAUAUAUAUAUAUAUAGUUCAUUUAUAUAUAGUUAUUUACAAUAUAGAUUAUACUUUUUGUCUUUGGAAUUGCUAUAAACCACUUACCAUCUGAAUAAUGACAAGGGGGGUAGCAAAGGUGUUUUAGCCUUUUAAGAUAUAUAGUUUCCAGUUUUAUUUAAAGCUGUGUAAUGGAUUUAGGAGUUCACAAUGCUGUGUCAAAAAUUUGUUUGAAAUGUAAGUUUCCCUUGUCACUUGUUAAAUUCCUAUUAUAUUUGCUUAAAACCGGUACAUUUUCUGAUCUUCUGUCAGUCAAACAUUCAGCUUUGUGUCGUAAGUCCCACCCAUCCAUUUAUUUCAUUUUGGGAGCUUGGAGCUCUUGUGUGACACUGUAAAUGUAUAAAAGAUCAUCUAUAAUGGCGCUCUGUGCCGCUGACAAUGACUGUGGAAUAAACGUCAAUGUUCUGUUUAGUUCAUAUGACUUUUUAUAGUGUUUGACUUUAUCCAAGAUAGGUCUGUGGAAUUUCGCGUGCUCCCUUUAAAAGUCACCAUGGCCUUACAGCUCAUCUCAAAGGGUAAAUUGUUCUGAAGAUAGGAAAACUGACGUUUGCAUGUUCAAUUAUCCGAAUUUGUACUGUGUAUAUUGCAAUCAAGCCUUGGAUUUAAUGUUGGCUAACUGCUUUCAAGGGUCCAGGAUGCCAAAAAAAAAAAUCCUAGAAAACAUUGAACAUUUUGUAAGACAAGUUGUUUAUUUGCUGCUUUACUCGUGAACUUGUUUGAAGAAUGUAUUGUUGUUUUGUACACUGCCUAUGACAGGACUCUGUAAAUGGUGGGACAUGCUUUACAUAUCUACUACCUGACAAUUUCUUUACUGUCCCGGCAGAGAAAAACUUAUUAACAAAAAGAGGGGG